Cylicocyclus nassatus is the source of this 1728-nucleotide messenger RNA. Lineage: Eukaryota; Metazoa; Nematoda; Chromadorea; Rhabditida; Strongylidae. The record is from the annotation of a GenBank genome assembly.
AUGCGGUGGUUGCUCAACGCUUUUGUCGGACUGUUGUUUGAAUUGCCUCCGGCUGAGCAAGUACAAGUGAAAGCUUCUUCCACAAUGGGAAGUGCUUCAUCAGGUGCUGCCACUACUCGUGAAUCUUCCUUAACUUUUACAUCUACUAGCGUAUAUUCUCCGGCAACGAAGUCGUCCAAAAACAAUUCUACUACAGCCAGCCUCCUUUUGGCUAUGUCAGCAUAUUACGACAAGUACGAUAGGCCUCAGUUAAGGCACCUGGACGAUGAAAUUGUCGUCGUAGGCGAAAACCUAAAUGUUGUCAUUAAGAUAUGGCUGCAUACUUCGCCAGCUUGUCAUACAAUAGAAGACAGUCGAAUGGUCGAACUGAAAAUUCUAAAGAUAUCAACGCAUUACGUGACUGCUAUAAGAACCAGAGAUGAGGCUCGCGGCGAAUUUUUGUUUCCGCUAUACGUCUGCACAGAACCGAAAUCUACUUCGGACUUCAACUCGGUUGUCAUACAUCUGCGUGACCGCGUAGUACGUGGCUUAAUUCUCAUAUAUUGUGUAUUUCUAUUUUUGAGCGCUCUCUUCACAGGACUUAAUCUCUCAUUAAUGUCAUUGGAUAUGGAAGAUCUUCGUCGAAUAAGCGAGUACGAUGAGAAUCCGAAAACUCGGAAGUACGCGGCAAAUAUUAUUCCCAUACGAGAAAACGGAAAUUUUACGUUAUGCACUAUCAUACUUGGCAACACUAUUUGCAAUGCUGUAGUUGUGCUAACGUUUGAAAGGAUCACUCAUGACCUGGAUCUCACUGAAUGGCAAAGAAUUCUCCUUAUUGAAGUUGUGCCAUCUUUGUUGAUUAUUAUUUUCUCCGAGGUUAUUCCUCAAGUCAUCUGCACGAAGUUUGCUCUGCCUAUUGGUAGUCGCUGUCGUCGAAUUAUGGUAUUUUUUAUGGUACUCACAUAUCCAGCUAGCUAUCCGUUAUCAUUAUUACUUGAUUGUGUGGUGGGAAAAGAGGUGCGCAUUACAAUGGAUCGACAUAUGCUAGGCAGCCUAAUGCGACAGCAAAAGUACGAUACCGCCAAGAUGGCGGACGUGAUAGAAAAUGCGAUGAUGCUGGAAGUGAGACGCGUUAAAGACGUUAUGACACCUUUAGAUAAGGUGUUUAUGAUAUCUGAGGAGACGGAGAUUAACCUAAAACUGAAGCAGCAGUUGAAAGAGUUUCGACAUACGCGGAUUCCCGUCUAUAAAGGAGAUAAGAAUUGCGUGAUUGGCGUUUUGAACGUAAAAGAUUUACUAUUAGUUGAUGAAUCUUUGGAUAUUCAUGUGGGAGCAGUGAUGCAGUUGUUUAACAGAAGCACUUUGUUCCGUAUGGUGACUUCGGAAAGCCCCGUUAUACAGUUGAUGGUUGAACUAAAAAGAGGAUUUCCUCUUGCAAUAGUGGUCGAUUUUGAUCCAGAAAAGAAAAGAUAUAGCGUAACCGGUAUUGUGACCUUGGAAGAUAACCUGGAAGAAGUCAUUGGUGAAAUACGUGACGAAAAAGACGUGGUCGGUCAAGUAAUCGAAGCUCGUACGGAAAAAUCAGGCCCUGUCGAUAUACAAGCAGAAUUGCAAACUUUGAAGAAGUCGAAGAAAAGACCGCUAACCACUGGCCAAGAUGAAAUUGUGUCCGAAGAAAAAACUCCACUACUAAAAUCUAAAUCCAAGCCAUUAACACCUACCAUAUCUCUGACCAAAAAAGUGCUUUAA